AAAUGGCACCUACAGCUUCACCAAUUCAGUAUUGCUCACGAUGAGUUCGUUGAGGGCAGUAGUAAGUGUGCUUCUAUUAGUUGGUGCUACUGGGGUGUUCUGUCGAAGUCAAGAGUACAAAACAUGUAAGGGUAAAUCUGUUACUACUGCCAGCGGAUUUUCGGUUAAGAAAAGUUCAUUCUGUCCCGGAGAAUUAAUUUUCGAAGAUAAUUUCGAUUAUUUGAAUCUGGAAAAUUGGCAACAUGAGCACACCUUAGGUGGUGGUGGUAAUGGAGAGUUUCAGUAUUAUUUAAACAGUCGGAAAAAUUCUUAUGUCGAGGAUGGAGUUCUCUAUCUUCGUCCGACUCUAAUUGCGGACGAAGCUGGGGAAGAGUUUUUGAAGUCUGGAACCAUUAGUGCUCAUGGUGGUUCACCUCAUGAUUUCUGCACAAACCCUUCCUGGAAUGGAUGCGAACGAACGGGCACAGCCGAGCACUAUUUGAACCCAAUCAAAAGUGCCCGUCUUAGAACCGUUAAUUCGUUCAACUUUAAAUACGGUAAACUGGAAAUUCGUGCUAAGCUUCCAACGGGUGAUUGGCUGUGGCCAGCUUUGUGGCUGAUGCCAAAGCUAAAUCAAUAUGGAACUUGGCCAACUUCUGGUGAAAUUGAUUUGAUGGAGUCACGAGGAAAUUUGAACUACAGCACCCCUGAUGGGACUCAAAUUGGAGUAGAACAAGUUGGAUCUACAUUGCAUUUCGGACCCACUCCGGCGUUCAAUGCUUAUGAUACGUCAACAGCAGCUAAGAACACCGAGCCUAAUAAUGGAUUCGGAAAAGAUUUUCAUCUUUAUCAAUUGGAAUGGACCCCCGAUUAUUUGAGAUUUAGCAUUGAUAAUGAACAACUCCUAUUCAUCGAUGGAAACUUCUGGGAGCGAGGCAAUUUCGAGGAACGCGCUCCAGGUGUAGAAAAUCCGUGGAAAAGUGGAGGAAAGAUGGCUCCAUUUGAUCAAGAGUUUUACAUAAUCAUGAAUCUGGCGGUCGGAGGUACCAAUGGGUAUUUCCCGGAUCAACCGGUCUUGAAUAAUGGGAAACCGAAGCCAUGGAUUAACUGGUCUUCAACGCCAAUAAAGGACUUCUGGGAGGCUAAGGACGAAUGGCUUCCGACAUGGAAGUUGGAUGAAAACAACAGCAAAGAAGCUUCUUUACAAGUGGACUAUGUGAGAGUGUGGGCAUUGUGAUUAUCACAUUAAUCCAUUCAUAACAUCAAUAAAUGUAUCA
This is a messenger RNA of Uranotaenia lowii, 1256 nucleotides long. RefSeq names its product beta-1,3-glucan-binding protein-like. Lineage: Eukaryota; Metazoa; Arthropoda; Insecta; Diptera; Culicidae. Gene Ontology annotation, molecular function: hydrolase activity, hydrolyzing O-glycosyl compounds. The record is from RefSeq and is a predicted model, not a curated record. The transcript has 3 exons. Gene Ontology annotation, biological process: carbohydrate metabolic process. Bases 41 to 1216 code for a protein of 391 amino acids.